AUGAACACCUUCCUGCUCUCUGUGCUGUGUCUGCUGGGGGCCUGGGCUUCCCUGGCAAGUGGAGUCACUGUGCAGGAUGGAGACUUCUCCUUUCCUCUGGAGUCAGUGAAGAAGCUCAAGGAUCUCCAGGAGUUCCAGAAGACCAGGAUUGAGACCCUCAAGAGGGGCAGAAUGGUGGCUGGAGACGUGGUUGAACCCUUCCUGUGUAGCCACCCAGACUUUCCCAAAGAACUCAAGCCUCUCUGCAAAGAGCCCAAUGCCCAGGAGAUCCUGCAGAGGCUGGAGGCCAUCGCUGAAGACCCCAGCACUUGUGAGAUCUGUGCUUUUGCUGCCUGUGCUGGAUGCUAG
Molecule: messenger RNA, 348 nt
Organism: Chrysochloris asiatica (Cape golden mole)
Lineage: Eukaryota; Metazoa; Chordata; Mammalia; Afrosoricida; Chrysochloridae
Gene: GUCA2A
Product: guanylate cyclase activator 2A (guanylin)
Exons: 3
Coding region: 1-348 (115 amino acids)
Cellular component (GO): extracellular region
Molecular function (GO): guanylate cyclase activator activity
Source: RefSeq, a predicted model, not a curated record